This is a messenger RNA of Aspergillus novofumigatus IBT 16806, 195 nucleotides long. RefSeq lists its product as uncharacterized. The annotation marks the transcript as partial. The record is from RefSeq and is a predicted model, not a curated record. Gene Ontology annotation, biological process: secondary metabolite biosynthetic process; fatty acid biosynthetic process. Lineage: Eukaryota; Fungi; Ascomycota; Eurotiomycetes; Eurotiales; Aspergillaceae. The transcript has a single exon. Gene Ontology annotation, molecular function: fatty acid synthase activity.
CUUAUAAUUAGCUUAGUGAAAAGUAAUAUUAGCCACUCAGAGCUAGUAGCCGGUCUGUCCAGUCUGUUGAAGACUGUACUCAGCUUAGAGCAUAGAGUCAUUCCUGGGAAUCUGAUCAUUGUUAAUCCUAGCCCAAAGAUCGAUUUUGCGGCAUUGCGGUUAUUCACAAACGCAUUAGUAAGCUUAGGAAGCUAG